AAUCCAACCAAUGAAUUAAAAAUUUUUUAAUUUUAAUCCAAAUGGCCUCUAUCGUGGACGUUAGUGAACGAAAAAUUCGUCCGAUAUAUGAGGCAAUUGAAAUUUCAAAUUAUAAGUCUGCUUUGUCACAAUGUAAUAAAUUAUUAAAAAAACAGCCUGAAGCUCUUAUAUUAAAGGCUCUAAAAGGUUUGAUACUAGAAAGAACUGGAAAAUCUGAGGAAGCAUUGCAAUUAUGUUCACAAGUUAAAGAAAAGAAACCAUCAGACGAACCUAUAUUACAAGCUCUUACCAUGGUUUAUCGAUCAUUAGGAAAACUCGAUGAAGUUAUUCAAAUAUAUGAAAAUGCUGUACGUCAAAGUCCUAAUAACGAAGAACUUGCUAAUCAUUGGUUUAUGGCUUUGGUUCGAAAUCAUGAUUAUAAAGGGCAACAACAGGCUGGCUUAAAAUUACACAAAUCAUUUAAAGUUAAUAAGUACUUAUUUUGGUCUAUCAUGAGUUUGGUGUUACAGGCAGAAAAUGCUCCUGAAUCACAAUCGACAAUUUUUAUAUCAUUAGCUGAACGUAUGAUGGUCAAAGCAGUAAAUGAAGGAAGAAUGAGAACCACUGAAGAGGUUCAUCUUUAUAUGAUCAUUUUAUUGAAACAAAAUAAAACCAAGGAAGCUCUGGAAGUUUUAGAAAGUUUGAAAGAUGAUCUCGUUCAAAAAUGUGAAAAUGACACCGAGAUGAUUCAUAUUCGAAACGAUUUGCUUCUGAAGACUGAUAAUUGGACAAAAGCAAUUGAUGCAAGCAAAUCAUCCUUAGAAGUGAAUGUAGAUGAUUGGAAAGCAUAUUUAAUUUAUAUAGAUUCUCUUUUUCAUAUAAUUGAUUCUAAUGAAAAGGAUGAAAAAGAUGAAAAAGGUGAAAAGGAUGAAAAAGAUGAAAAAGAUAAAAAGGAUGAAAAAGGUGAAAAAGAUGAAAAGGAUGAAAAGGAUGAAAAUGGAGAAAGUUUGAAUAAGAAGCUGAAUUUGGAUGCUGCUCGUGAAUUUUUGUAUUCUUUACAAAAAAAGGAAUCAGAAUCAAACGAUGUCAAACGAGGGCCAUUCCUUGCAGAGUUAGAAUUAGAAAAGCGUGUUAUUUCGGGAAAAAAAGAAAGUAAGCCGGCAAAAGAAAUGGAAACAUUGACGAUUGAAUAUGCUCGGAGGUUUGGAGAUAAGUCGAGUUGUUUUGAAGAUUUGAAACCUUAUUUGAAAGAUUUUUCAUUGGAAACCUCGAAGAAGUUCAUCGAGGAAUUUAAGGCUUCAAUUGAUAAUAAUUGUGAGGAUGAAAAGUCAAAGAUUCGAAAUGUUCAAAAAAAUGUUAAUGCCUAUAAGUUAGAAAGAUAUCUUGGACUAUUGUCAGACAUUAACGAAAGUGAUGCGAUGGCAUAUGUUGAUAAGUUAUGGCAAUCAUACAAUGAUGCUCUUCAGUACGGUUCGAAAUUGCUGGAUACUGAAAAUCAAUAUGGCGAUGAAUUUGUCAUCCUGGCAUCUCAUAUUCUUAUCGAUCUACAUAAUAGAAAAGAUCAAAAUUCUUUUCUGUUUUAUGCAAUUUUCCUAUUGGACAAGGCUUUGCAUAAAAGCAAAUAUAAUUUUCAAUUUAAACUACUACUAAUUCGAUUAUAUCAAGCUCUUGGAAUUAUUUUGGAACCUCUUGAAUUGUAUAAGUCUAUGGAUAUAAAGCAUGUACAACUAGACACUAUGAGCCAUUACAUUUGUGCGCGGUCAUCAUCUUUUGCAAUUUAUGAAGACGUGACUCAAGCAUGUUAUGAUACUCUUCCUAUUUAUCGCAGCAACGAUGUAGAGACACCAGAAAUGAUAGUUCAAGCGUAUAAAUAUGCUACCUUUAGUAAGAUACAAGAAUUUAUUCAGUUUCGAAAAGAAUUGGAUAAUUCUCAACAAAAAGUCCUUAUAGAUAGAGAAAUAAUACGUCUUGAGUUUCUGAGCGUAUCAAAAGAUUUCAAGGGUGCAAUUGAGUAUCUUGAGAGAGAAAUAGAUAUUUCUGAUCUCAAUUAUGAUGAUUCUUUUUGUAAAUCUCUAUAUGAUAAUAGGGAUUUUGUAGUAAUGAAUAAUUAUAAUUCUUCAAAAAAUAAAACUAUCGAAGAAGAUACAAGGGUGUCCCCGAAACUUGAUAAUACUUGGUUGAAAAUAUUCUCUAUCAUUCCACAAAUUUUCAAGCUUAUGCAUACUAAUAAUAAUGUCGAUAGUUUAAUACCAUUGAUUGAAGAAUUAGAGAAAUCGGUUAAGUUAGAGAAUAAGGAAGGAUUAGGGAUUACCUUAGAGGAAAGAUAUAUAGGAAAGACAGUAGUAAGCUUAGGUAGAUUAUACAUUGCAUUUAAAGAAGUUCAAGGGGGUCAGAAAGAGUCUGUUGAAAAACUAUCAAAAAUUAUCGAUGAAAUAAUUUCUGAAUUAAAAGAUAAAUCUACGAAGGAAUUUUCUGAAGUUAAAUUACAGGAAUUAUCCUGGAAGCAUAUGCAUCGAUUUUCGACUUUCAUAGAGACUUGUAAUUAUAUUAUUGUUGUAAAUAAAAUUGUAAAUGAAACGAUAAAUGUUAAAAAUAAGAAGUCUGGAAAUAAGGAAUUGGCCCAAAUGUUACAAGUUUUGUCGACAUCUGUAAAAGAAAAUCUUGAAUCAACGAAAAAGCAAUUGAGUGAUUUAAAUGAAAGAAUAAAGGAUGGAAAAGAAAAUCUUUUCUCGUGUAUUAAAUCUGAAAAUAAUAUAGAAUUUUGUAAAGAUAAUGAAAAUUUAUCAUUUAUUAAUGCAAUUUUAACUGAUAAGGUAAGUUUAAGCUGGCAAUCAAGUAUUGAAAGUAUGAUCCAAGCAAUUGGAUUUAGGAUUUAGAAUAUAAAUAGCAGAUUAAAUUAUUUAUUUAUAAGCACUUGUUUAGAUCCUUUUAAUAAAAGAAAAAAAA
Messenger RNA from Rhizophagus irregularis DAOM 181602=DAOM 197198, 2925 nucleotides. RefSeq lists its product as uncharacterized. Gene Ontology annotation, biological process: N-terminal peptidyl-methionine acetylation. Gene Ontology annotation, molecular function: protein binding. Gene Ontology annotation, cellular component: NatB complex; cytoplasm. The record is from RefSeq and is a predicted model, not a curated record. Lineage: Eukaryota; Fungi; Glomeromycota; Glomeromycetes; Glomerales; Glomeraceae.